Aaosphaeria arxii CBS 175.79 is the source of this 957-nucleotide messenger RNA. Its product is annotated as kinase-like protein. The record is from RefSeq and is a predicted model, not a curated record. The transcript is spliced from 5 exons. Gene Ontology annotation, biological process: protein phosphorylation. Gene Ontology annotation, cellular component: nucleus. Gene Ontology annotation, molecular function: ATP binding; cyclin-dependent protein serine/threonine kinase activity. Bases 1 to 957 code for a protein of 318 amino acids. NCBI's taxonomy places the organism in Eukaryota, Fungi, Ascomycota, Dothideomycetes, Pleosporales.
AUGACUCUAAACCUUGGCCAGGUCCUCCCAGGAAUGAAAUGGAACUAUCGCCUCAUUGAGUGCAUUGAUCGAGGAACGGCUUGCUCGAGUGUCUUCAAGGCUGAAGUACUGCCAGGAGGCGGUCAUCAGUCAAGCUUCAAGGAAAAUGUCAAGGCAAUGCUACGAAACGAGCGCAAAUACUAUGCCAAUCCCGCCAUAAGGUCAUGCAGUCAGUUUCGAGCUCUUUGCGAUGUCAUUGACAGUCCAGAAGAUAUGGAACCUGAGUUGGGGUCCUGUUUGGCUUUCGAGUGGAUGGAUUGCACUCUCGCAGAUCUGUCACCCGAAUCCCAUAAAAGCAACUCGACAUUACACAAAAGCGUCUCGGAGGCAAUGCUAAGCGCUUUGGAUGUGUUGGGGUCGCAGCGUCUCAUACAUGCAGACGUAAAGAAUGAUAACAUCCUCAUAUCCAAUAUCGACGGACCAUCACCAAUCGUUAAGCUAGGAGAUCUAGGACUUGUACGGCCUGAAGGGUUUAACAAAAGCCGCCUUCAAGCAAUGGCGAUGCGCGCUCCAGAAGUCUGGUCAGGAAUUGGCUGCUUCCAUACCUCCGAUGUAUGGUCUUUUGCCGCCACGCUCUUUGACUGGUUCCGUCCUAGCGUCUUCGGAGACCACGACACAGACCCGUGGUUUUGGAACGAGCCUUAUGGAGUAGCAAAGAUGCUGCGGCUAUUUCCCGGUUCAGUGACUGCUAAUCAUUCAAAUCACCCAACCUACGAAGCGGAACUGAAAAUCGGAACGAUGGUCGAAGCAGCGGGAGACCGCGCCUUCACAUACGGCGACUUUGACGAGGAGCUUGGGAAGCUCGAUGUAGCACCGUCACUUGCGGACUUUCUUCGAUAUCUACUUGUUGUCGAUCACACGAAGAGACCAACUGCUGGCGAAGCUCUGAAGUCGGAAUACUUCAGCCGCCUGGCCUGA